CAACAAUGGUUUCACUAUCUUCAGUGUGCCAUUGGUAAGUGAGUGUACCCACUCUCCCUCCUCUCUCUCUCUCUCCUUCUUCGACUCUCUGGAUCCACCAGAUUUGAAUUCAUUGAUGCACAUCUUCUGAAGAUUGGGAUUUUGGGGGUGUGAUUGAUUGUUCAUUAACGGAGAGAAAGAAAGAAAGAAAAGAAAAAUUAAAAAUGGUGAUUUCUGAUGAGAACAUCUCUAACUCAAUCAACCCCACAAAUCUCCAAGGAGGUUUAGAUUAUAUGGAUACAAAAAAAACUGGGCAGAAUAGAAGAGCUUUAAGUGUUAUCAAUCAGAGUGUGGUGGAAGGUAGACAUUACCCUUGCAUUGUGAACAAAAGGGCAUUUGCAGAAAAACAUGCAGUUUGUGAGAAGAAGCAGGUGGAUCCAGUGCACCGACCCAUCACAAGGAGGUUUGCUGCACAAAUUGCUACCACACAACAGUUUCGGGAUGAGGAAAACAAAAGGAAUACAAACCAUUCCAAUCGCUUUGGAGAGUAUAUACUCAUUGAUGAUGAACACAAGUCAGUGGAAGAUCAGCCGGUGCCGAUGUCUCUGGAGCAUACAGGGCAACUGGACAAUGAUUCAGAUCAGAUGGAGGAAGUUGAGAUGGAGGAUAUAGAUGUUGAAGAGCCCAUUGUGGACAUUGAUAGCGGUGAUGCAAAUAAUACUCUUGCAGUUGUGGACUAUAUUGAAGAACUUUAUAUCCAUUACAGAAAAAUGGAGAGGACUAGUUGUGCCUCGCCAAAUUAUAUGACGCAACAAUUUGACAUUAACGAAAGGAUGAGGGCUAUACUGAUUGACUGGCUAAUUGAGGUGCAUGAUAAGUUUGAGCUCAUGCAUGAAACAUUGUUCCUUACAGUUAACCUCAUAGAUAGAUUCUUGGAAAAGCAGACAGUGGUAAGAAAGAAGCUUCAGUUGGUUGGUCUGGUUGCAAUGCUUUUGGCAUGCAAGUAUGAGGAAGUUUCUGUGCCUGUUGUUAGUGAUUUGAUCCUUAUAUCAGACAAGGCAUAUACAAGGAAUGAAGUUUUGGAUAUGGAGAAGUUGAUGCUGAACACAUUGCACUUUAACAUGUCUGUUCCAACAGCAUAUGUUUUCAUUACAAGGUUCCUAAAGGCAGCACAAGCAGACAGAAAGCUUGAGCUACUAGCUUUCUUCUUGGUAGAACUAUCUCUAGUGGAGUAUGAGAUGCUUAAGUUCUCGCCGUCUUUGCUAGCUGCAGCUGCAGUCUAUACAGCUCAAUGCACCGUCUUCGGCUUCAGACAGUGGAGCAAGACAUGUGAAUGGCAUACCAAUUACACAGAAGAGCAACUAUUAGAGUGCUCGAGUUUAAUGGUUGGUUUCCACCAGAAGGCAGGGUCAGGGAAACUUACAGGGGUGCAUCGGAAGUACUGUUCUUCAAAGCACAACUACACUGCAAAAUGUGAAGCAGCAAGUUUUCUUCUUGAUAACUCAUUGUUGUAGCAGCCACAUGUAUAGCUAGCUAUUAACAAAACAGCCACAACUACAAACUUGACUUUUACUUGGGUUGCAGCAUAUUUGGGGAAUCAUAGAUUUUAUUUCUAGGAUCAUCCCCCUCUGAUGAUGCUUUUUCUUACUUCUAAAUUUACUUUCAUUUAGUCCCUUUACUUUUACAUUAUGUUCCUAUGGUGGGAACAUAACUUUGUCCAAAUCUGUAUUUCUUCUUGUUCCAUUCAACAAAAUAAUGGAAAUGAUUGGUAUAGAAACAAUUUCAUUCAUUAUGAGAAGUAUUUGAUUAUUGCUC
This is a messenger RNA of Arachis ipaensis, 1794 nucleotides long. RefSeq names its product G2/mitotic-specific cyclin-1. NCBI's taxonomy places the organism in Eukaryota, Viridiplantae, Streptophyta, Magnoliopsida, Fabales, Fabaceae. The record is from RefSeq and is a predicted model, not a curated record. Gene Ontology annotation, molecular function: cyclin-dependent protein serine/threonine kinase regulator activity. Gene Ontology annotation, biological process: mitotic cell cycle phase transition.